Molecule: messenger RNA, 702 nt
Organism: Synchytrium microbalum
Lineage: Eukaryota; Fungi; Chytridiomycota; Chytridiomycetes; Synchytriales; Synchytriaceae
Exons: 1
Coding region: 1-702 (233 amino acids)
Biological process (GO): translation
Cellular component (GO): ribosome; mitochondrial large ribosomal subunit
Molecular function (GO): structural constituent of ribosome; rRNA binding
Source: RefSeq, a predicted model, not a curated record
AUGAUCCCUCCACAUCUCAGACUCAUAAAUAAUCUAGUUCAUUGUAGCAGCCAACGCCUCGCUCCAUCUAUACAUCUAGCCCGACAAUCUUUUUCAACCAGCUCACCACAACACUCAAAGCUAGGCCGUAAACUGCUAAAGUACUCUAACGACGUAUCCAUCCUCGUCACGCCACGAACACCAGAUGUAUCGUUCCCGACCUGUAUCAACCAAGUAGUCGUCAAAGGACCACUCGGCAUCAACACAACGCCCAUCCAUCCAUUCGUAAACAUUCUCAUGCCAGACGCUCCACCAGGAGCCCCGAAACGCACACUAGCUGUAUCCGUAACCGACCCAUCAGAUCGUAAACAGAAGGCCCAGUGGGGUACAGUGCGUUCUCUCAUCGAGAAUGCUAUAGAGGGAGUCACAGAGGGGUACACUGUACCUAUACGUAUAGUAGGUGUUGGGUACCGUGCUGCUGUAGAAGGUGCUAAUUUGGUACUGAGAGUCGGGUAUGCGCAUCCUGUGAUAUUGGAGAUUCCACAGGGCGUUAGUACUAGUGUGCCUGCUCCACAGAGGAUUAUGUUGCAGGGGAUUAAUCUGGAGGAGAUUACGCAGUUUGCUGCAAAGAUCAGGAGGUGUAGGAAGCCGGAACCGUAUAAUCAGAAGGGUAUCUUUGUUGGGGAUGAGACUAUUAAGAAGAAGGAGGGCAAACAGAGGUAG